Molecule: messenger RNA, 1808 nt
Organism: Puntigrus tetrazona (Sumatra barb)
Lineage: Eukaryota; Metazoa; Chordata; Actinopteri; Cypriniformes; Cyprinidae
Gene: zpcx
Product: zona pellucida protein C
Exons: 7
Coding region: 86-1726 (546 amino acids)
Biological process (GO): egg coat formation; positive regulation of acrosome reaction; binding of sperm to zona pellucida
Cellular component (GO): extracellular matrix
Molecular function (GO): acrosin binding
Source: RefSeq, a predicted model, not a curated record
GGUUUAAGGAACGUCUGUAUGACGAGGAAAGUUGUGUUUAUUAUUCUGUGCUGGUUUUCUCUUCUGUGAAAGCUGUGGGAUAGGGAUGGCAGCCGUUUUUGUCAUCUUCUGCUUGACUAUAGUGUCUCUAGCGCUGCCUGUUACACCCAACGGGGAUGGUUUUAAUGGCCAUUUUUCAGCCUACUCACCAGGAAUCAUACAUGAUGUUUGGCGUGUUCCUGACGCUGCAGCACAUCUUCAGAAUGAAGUUCCUCAACGUCACAAUUUUGAAGAACUUUUAACUAUGUUUCCAAUGCCUUAUAAUAUACAGGCUCUUCUGGACAGAAGGAGUUUUUCGUUAAGGAUAAUGAACUCAUCUUGGACUGGUCCAGCGGAUACUAAUGUGUUCCACAGAGGAGACCAGUUGUAUCUGCAGGUGUCUGGCUCACCUGUAUCCGGCCAACAGCUUUAUGUCCAGUCCUGCCAUGCUUCCUCUUCUCCAAACCAUACUAACAAACCUGAAGUCGCCCUUAUCAUUAACAAAGGAUGUGUGGCCUCCAAAGAGUCUUUGGUGAAGUUUGUGAUGCAGCAGCCUGAUAGAGUGAACUUGAUUGUUCGUACAUCCAGUUUAAAGUCUUCUGAGAGUUACAUUCACUGUAAAGUGUAUCUUACUAAUUUGGGUGUCACCCCUACCACUAAAUCCUGCAACUAUAACAAGAUGAAAUCCAGCUGGGUUGACCUGGGUGGACACACUUCAGUAUGUGAUUGUUGUCGGCGGAGGUGCAGAAACUUAAUUGAACGUGUAGAACUGCCUAUUUCUCUAGACCUGACUGCGGAUGUAAGCACUGGCCCGUUCAUACUAAAGGAUCAAGAAUCCACUGCACAGGCCACACCGCUGCCUCUAUCAGACCUCAGCACUAAAUCCAGCCCUACAGCCAAAGAUGACGCUGAUAAAAGAUGGAUCAUGGCAGGUACUUCUUUCUCUGGGCACUCGGUGCAAAACGUUGACACUGCCUCCCCCUGGCCUGUUCCACCUGGCUUUGGUGGGGUGAUGGUCAUCAGCCAGGGCCUGGGAAGUGACUUAUCAAUGUGGCUACCAGACAUUGAGUUUGCGCUUAACCCAGUGGUGCAGAUUGAGAGCGGUUAUGCAGGGAACUCUGACACCUUUCAAAAUGCUGAACCCUAUAGAAAGCUGCAACCAGAUGUUGUGAAGAGUCCAGCGGUUGCUGUGGGUGAAGGAAAAGUUUAUAUAGGAGAUGUGGCUUCACACAAAAAUAGGUUGGACAUGUGGCAUCUUAAUAAUGUUGACCACUUGCAUAAAAUUCAGAAAAAACCUGUUGUGACUUCAGUGGAUUAUCCAGAGCAGCCUCUCCCGCUUCUUGAAUCCAAAUUCGACUUCGCUCCAAAUGACCAGCCUCUGAUCAGCCCUACUCCAGAGAAGCUCUCUGAGAGCGCAGAGGAAAAGGGAGAAGUUGUUUUCAGACAGGCUGAGAUUAUAUUUAAUGAUUCUAAAGGAGCUCAAUUAUCAGAGCCAGUUCUCUAUUCCAAACUGAGUCUGAAUCGAGCUGCGGAUGGAUCUAGUGUUCUUAGUUAUGAGGAACAGAAGAGGCCCAGCAUGAACAAACGGGACAAAAGGUCACAACUAGAGAAGAGUGGCAAGGAUGUGCAGAUGGAGGAUACCUCUGAAAUCAAAGACCUGGUUUCAUCCCUAUUGGAUCAACUGAGAAGACUGUGGACUGCGCAGUGACGGUUUUUCGUCAUGCCUCUUGUGGUGGCUGAUUUUUCUGCAAUUUAAAUAAGUUCUGCCUUAAUAAAAUAUGCUUUCUGUA